ACCAUGGGAACCCCCAGUGACAAGGUGUCUCUCCUCUCACGGCUGCUCGUGCUCAUGCUGUGUGUCGUCUUUUCUCUCUGUCAGGAUGAAUACUCCGGAUACCACUCAGGUGAGGACCACACCUAUGAAGGCUCUGUGGUCGACCACUAUGACAACUUAGCCCCUCCUCAACCAGAGUAUCCGCCCGAGCCGGCUCACAGAUACGACGAGGAUGAGGGGUCCGAGGAAGGGGACUACGACGCCUACAGUCCCGUCCCCACCGAGGUCACCAUGAUCACUGAGGAUGCCGUACCCUACGCCACCACCACCGAGUCCCACUAUGCCAAGGAGGACACAGAGACCAUGCAGGUGCCAUAUGAGUACCCUCCAGCAGCACCGGACACUGACUCAUCUGAGGAGUCUGGGGGUGCACAUUCAGCACUUGGGGAGGAGGGGCCUACGGAGUGCGACUGCAAACCCGGAGAACCCGGAUUUGCAGGCUUCGCAGGACCAAAGGGAUCCAGAGGCCUGCAAGGUAGACCGGGUGAGCCAGGAACUCAAGGCAGAGAGGGUUAUAAAGGAACCAAAGGUGUUCAGGGAAGAAGCGGAGACACCGGGCCAAUGGGCGACGUCGGGCCUGAAGGAGAAGAGGGAGCUUCUGGUUUCUCUGGAGCCAUGGGAGAACCUGGACUUCUAGGAGACCCAGGUGAGAGCGGAGACCUGGGUCUGAAGGGCGACAUCGGUAUGGAGGGACCCAUCGGAGGAGUCGGAGCUCCUGGUGAGACUGGCCCUCGUGGCGACGCUGGGCCUCCGGGAACAGAUGGAGGUACAGGUAUCAAGGGGUCUCGUGGCAAUGAAGGCCAAGAGGGUUCACAGGGACAGGAUGGACAGAAGGGUCAGAUCGGAGCACCCGGGUUUCCCGGUGACGUCGGCGAGAGAGGCUACACUGGUUAUCCUGGACAGCCAGGUGGCUUUGGACCCAGUGGACCAAAGGGCACUCAAGGUUACGACGGCCAGUCGGGCAAUGACGGUGACCCCGGAGAAGAUGGUCCUAUAGGAGUCCCAGGGGUGGAGGGAGAGCCUGGACUGUUUGGUGUCAAGGGCAGUAAAGGGGAUCUUGGUGUGAUGGGUCCUCGCGGCAGAGUGGGCGCUGUGGGGUCUGAAGGAGAGCAAGGAGAUGCCGGAGUACCAGGGAAGCCUGGACUGAAGGGCCUGCAGGGCCACAAAGGGGCCAAAGGUGAGACGGGACCUGAUGGUGAGAAGGGUACAGCAGGCAAGAAGGGCAUUGAAGGGGGAAGAGGAGAAGAGGGAGGCGUGGGUGGCCGUGGAGACAAAGGACAGCGUGGACCGAAAGGUGGGGUCGGUCUCAACGGUGUCUCCGGCCCUGUGGGCCCACCCGGCAUCCCAGGAACCAGGGGAGAGCGCGGCCCGAUCGGCGACCCAGGUGUCAAAGGCCAAGCGGGACCUAAAGGAGUCCGAGGUCCUUUUGGUCCUGGUCUGACUGAUGAGCAGGUCCUGCAGCUCUGCAGAGGUGUGGUGACGGCCCAGAUCUCCCAGUACGCCGCCUCCAUCCGCGCCAAGUGCUCCCAGGGCUGCCCCAUCAACAACCGGACACUCAUCGGGCCCCCGGGGGACCGAGGGCAAACAGGACCACCAGGCAAACCUGGUAAAGCAGGAAAAGCUGGAGUGAAAGGAGCCAGAGGUGUUCAAGGCGACAGAGGACUGGAGGGACAGAAAGGAGCGCAGGGCGACAGAGGUCAGAAGGGAUCUAAAGGCGUGGCAGGUGACCCCGGUACAGGCCUGCUGGGACCCGAUGGACCGCAAGGCCUCAGAGGUUUGCCGGGUCACCCAGCAGAGCCUAAAAACGGUAUGGAGGGUCCCCGUGGUCCCCGUGGCUACCCUGGUGCGGUGGGUCCACGGGGUAUGGUCGGGAUCGCAGGCGUGCCGGGAUUUUGCGAGGCGCGGGACUGCAGCAUUCAUGCGCCGGUGAUGCGCAAGGAGCAGGGUCUGGUGAAAGGACCUGUCAGUUCAAAAAUCUGAACCUGAUCGCGAGCGACAAAGACCACCGCUAGAGGGUCUGAGAUUCACCAGGUGGCAACUUCAAGGUUCAUCUUCAGUGAUAUUCCAGCUGACAAUAGAACUGGGUUUAACUUUUUAAAAAAAUCUUUAUAUGUUUAUGGCAAAGGUUUUAAGAGGCUGUGUCUGAUUCUAUCACAACACUGACUCCUGAAAAUGUCAGCGAGCCAAGUAUACUACCAUGGGGCGCUCCGCUGAGAAAUGCCCCACUCUGUGCAGGAAUCGGACCAGCAAGGACUUCUCCAUCCGGGCCGGACAAAGCUUCGAGUGAACAUUCAACAUUGUAGAGGUUUAUACUUCGUAAAUAUCUGAACUCUGCUACAGUUUUUACUGGGAACAAUUUGGUCGAAUGUGUUGUAAUUUGAUAAAAACAAAGAGUAAAUGAUUCUUCACUGAAUCCGUCCUUUGGUUUAGUUUUUGUUUUCUCUGAUACCCCAAAUCACUAUAAAAAUAAACAAAAAUAAAAGAUGCAAUGUAAAUAUUUUGUAAAGUAUCUAAAAUACAUGU
Molecule: messenger RNA, 2562 nt
Organism: Xiphias gladius (swordfish)
Lineage: Eukaryota; Metazoa; Chordata; Actinopteri; Istiophoriformes; Xiphiidae
Exons: 26
Coding region: 4-2019 (671 amino acids)
Source: RefSeq, a predicted model, not a curated record